Labrus bergylta (ballan wrasse) is the source of this 729-nucleotide messenger RNA. NCBI's taxonomy places the organism in Eukaryota, Metazoa, Chordata, Actinopteri, Labriformes, Labridae. The record is from RefSeq and is a predicted model, not a curated record.
UGUAUUUAAGAGGUGACCUGUUCUUCAUCUCCUCACAGAAAAGCUGAAGCUACAAGAAGAAGACAUCAUAAUCCAUUCAUCACUUUGACUACCUGCAUCAAACUCAGCCAUGAAGAUGCUGACCGUGUUGCUACUUGUCUGUGCCGCGACGGCCCUGACUGAUGCUGCUGAAGCUGAUGUAAUGGCAGAGGAUUGUCCCAGUGGUUGGACUCAGUACAGCGGUCGCUGUUUCCUCUACGUUCCAACAGCAAUGCGUUGGGGCGAGGCUGAGAGGAACUGUCAGUCUCAAGGUGGAAACCUCGCAUCAGUGCACAGCUACAAUGAGUAUCACUUUAUUCAGGGAAUGAUAACGAGUCAGACUAGAGAGUAUCCAGAAACAUGGAUUGGAGGCUCAGACGCACUGGAGCGUACUUGGCUGUGGAGCGAUGGUUCAUAUUUCAUCUUUUCCAACUGGUGUCGAGGACAGCCUGACAACCUGUUCAACCAGGACUGUCUGCUGAUGAACUUUACUGGUAAGUCAAGUAAAACUUUUGGUUUAACUCUUCAGGUUGUUUUGAUGAAAUGAGUGCAUGUAUUCCCAAAAGGUUUCUGAGGCAGAAAUUAACUAUUUUGAAGAUACAGAAGACUAACUGUUGUCUGAAUACAGAGCAGCCAAAAAUAAAACUCAUGGACGUUUACGUGGACGGGACGGCCGGCUCCUCCCCUUGUGUAUAAAAGCUGUUUUAGUCA